Molecule: messenger RNA, 4791 nt
Organism: Chenopodium quinoa (quinoa)
Lineage: Eukaryota; Viridiplantae; Streptophyta; Magnoliopsida; Caryophyllales; Amaranthaceae
Exons: 10
Coding region: 603-4280 (1225 amino acids)
Molecular function (GO): nucleotidyltransferase activity
Source: RefSeq, a predicted model, not a curated record
UUGAAAAGGUUGAGAUCAUCAUUCUCAAAGGAUGAUGAUACAACGAAAGAUAUUUUACCUUUCAAGAGACAUAUCUCCCAUAAAACUCAACAAGUGAUUUGCACAAAUCUCCAAAAGUUCCACUAUUUUUUACAAAAGAAGUAAUUCAUUCACACCAACGCUUUUCAUCUCUCGCAUCCAACGCGAUAUCUUAUUCAUAUUCAAAAUUACUCAAAUUAACAUCAAGGUCAUUUAUUAUGGUUUAUACAUGUAAACUAUAUCCAAAAUGCAAUUAUUGGCCAUUAUUUGUAUUUGUAUUACUAGUUUUUGAUAAAAACAACCGUUGACAAGAAGAGAACACACAAAAUAACCCCAACAGAAAUUACUUUGACCCUGUCCUCUAUUCUCUCUCUCUCUCUCUCUGCUAUCACUACUCAUUUUGUUAAGAAAUCAAAAAAUCAAAAAUCAAUAAAAACUCAAACUUUGCGGCAGAACUUCAUCAAUUUCGAUCAAAUUCUACAAUUUCACAAUUGCUUUGCUACUCUAUUGAUUCUUCGUCUCACAAAUUCAAUCCUUUAUUUAUCAGAUAGGAAAAAGGAGGGUAGAGUAUAUACCAUCUAAGGAUGGAUAGUCACAGUGAUUGGGUGCAAUCCAAUGACUUCCAACCUAAUGGUCUAGUGUUGAAAGGAGCUGCUUCUGUUACUCGGCCGCUUGACCCGGGAAGAUGGGCUAUAGCCGAGAAUAGAACUGCAGAACUUAUAUCGCGAAUUCAGCCGAGUUGGGAAUCUGAGAAGCGUAGGAAUGCUGUUGCAUCCUAUGUGCAGUGUCUAAUUGGAGAUUGUCUGCCUUGCAAGGUGUUUACCUUUGGUUCCGUAACUCUUAAGACUUACCUACCGGAUGGGGAUAUUGAUUUAACUGCUUUUUCUGAAGACCCUAAGUUGAAAGAUAAUUGGGCUAAUAGCGUUCUGGAUAUGUUGCGAAGGGAAGAAAAGAAUGAGCAUGCUGAGUUUCAGGUGAAAGAGGUUCAGUACAUUCAAGCUGAGGUGAAGUUAAUAAAGUGCCUUGUAGAUAACAUUGUGGUGGACAUAUCUUUCAACCAGCUUGGCGGUUUGUGUACACUUUGUUUUCUUGAAGAGGUUGACAACUUGAUUAACCGAGAGCAUUUAUUUAAGCGAAGCAUCAUACUAAUCAAGGCCUGGUGUUACUACGAGAGCCGUAUACUUGGGGCUCAUCAUGGACUUAUAUCAACUUAUGCUCUGGAAACCUUGGUUUUGUAUAUAUUUCAUGUUUUCAACAGUUCCUUUGUUGGGCCACUUGAGGUCCUCUAUCGUUUUGUGGAGUUCUUUAGUAAAUUUGAUUGGGCCAACUUUUGUAUUAGCCUCAGGGGUCCAGUACCGAUUUGUUCGCUUCCCAGUAUGACAGCUGAUCCUCCUCGAAGGGAUGAUGCAGAGUUAUUGCUGAACAAUAUGUUUCUUAAUGCUUGUAAUAGAGCAUAUUCUGUCUAUGCUGGAGGUCUAGAUAACCAAGAGCAACCUUUCAUUUCCAAACAUUUUAAUGUUGUUGAUCCCCUGCGAAUAAACAACAACCUUGGCCGCAGUGUGAGUAAAGGCAACUUUUAUAGAAUUCGCAGCGCCUUCAGUUUUGGGGCCCAACAGCUGACUAGAAUACUCGAGUGCCAGGAAGAGAAUAUUGUUGCUGUAGUGAACCAGUUCUUUGUGAACACAUGGGAUAGACAUGGGAAACGUGUCCGUCCUGACAUACCCGUAAUUAAUGCGUUUCACUCGCCACUGGUCAACUCCAACCAUGACGGAAAUCGCAGAAGACAUAUAUUUGUUGAUAAUUCAACAGCGAACUUGAGUCAGUAUCCACAGGUUGAUGAAUCUCAAAGCUCUAUUGAUUUUUUGAUGCAGCCUAGUAUCCUUCCUGUGAAUCAGAUAGCUGAGGCCAUUGACGUGCACAAAGAUUUGCAUUCUCCUGGGCAGAAGGAUUAUGAGAAAGAAUCAAGAACUCACAUGUCUUCUGAUUGGGAUCAAUAUUAUACUCAGAGGAAAAAUCCUACUAAGAAGCAACUGAAUGAAAGAGAAAGAAUUUGCAUGGCGAAUAUCUUGCAAAAUAAAGGGCAUGCCACACCACAGUUUGCUAGGACAUCUUCUAGUCCUGAACUGACUAGCUUGUCUAAUGAAGCUGCAUCUCUACGCAAGCAUAAGACCACCGAAAAGGUAAAUGAGGUUGCCAGCUCAAGAUUUGAGUACAACAGAAGAAUGAGAGACUCUGGCAUGAUGGAAAAUCCUUUUGCGAAUUGUUAUGUAAGGAGACCUGCUAGUUCUACAAAACCUGUAGUUUCUGAUCCAAAUCAGAGACUCCAGGAGGGACAAGACUUUGUAAACCUGAUGUCUUCUUCUGGGGUUCAGAAACAUGGUGGGCAUGCUCAGAUGCCUGUGAAUCUAGCUUCUCAUCAGUUUGUUUCAAUCCCACCUCCUUUUCCUGGAACCAGACCCCAAAUAUAUGCUGGUACAAGGCCAUUAAAUUUUGCGCCUCUUCAGUCUGAUUGGGGUGACGUUUUGCAUCAUUCUGAUGGUACCUCUGUAGCACCUUCUUAUCGCCAAUUAAUUCCUGUUGGACUCACACCUGAUGAAGAAGUUAAGGGGGUUUUAAUUAGUGGUUCAGCAUCACUAGAAGUCAAUCAUCUGGAUGAUGACCAUGAUUCCUGGACAAACAGUAAAGCUGAUUUGAUGAGAGAGGGUGAUCAUGAAAGCAAGGAGUUUUCUGUUGCUAGUUCUAGAUUAUCACUUAUUCCUGCUAAUUCCUAUAAGACAAAGGCAACUUCAGACAGUUCUUGGGAUGGAAAACCCUCCAAACUAAACAAUACAGUGAGAUACCCAGGGACAAAGAAGGCAACUUCUUCAAAAAAUCCCUCUCCGGUAGUUAAAUGCCAAUGGCUAAAUGAGGAAGGAUCUGUUGAUCUUACUUAUGAUGAUGAUGUUGAUGAUAAAUCUGCUUCCUCAUCUGUUACUUCCUCACACAUGGAGGUUCAUCAGUUACCUGGGUAUGGGCAAGCUCAUAUGAACUAUCCAAAUUCAAUGUUUCCCUUUUCUUCUUUUUUGGUACGGCCUGGUCCACAGCAGGGUAUUAGUCACAAUCAUCCAGUCUUACCAGUUGCCUUUUAUCCUGCUGGACUACCUGUGCCUUUUGUCACAAUGGUACCUGUAUACAAUAUAAGCGCUGAAACAGGAACCUCUGCAGCACCUGCCAGUCAUGAUGAUACGGAUAGGGAGAAGUCUACCUUCUCCUUGACCCAGUCUAGCCAUAGCUCAGAUUCAGCUAGUGGGCUAGAGCGGUUGAGCCAUAGUAGUAGCAUUGGUUCAACAAAAAGGAUUACAUCUAGAGAAGAUUCUGAUGAGUGUGAACCUGACAUAUUCAACAGCGACUUUGCUAGCCACUGGAAGAAUCUUCAGUAUGGGCGUUUCUGUCAAAACCUUCAAUUUCAGCAUCAUUUUGUCCAUCCUCCCUCUGUAUAUGUACCACCUGUACAACUUCAGGGGAAUAUCCCAUUUGAUGCUCCUCGAUCACCAUAUUCUGGGAAUUCCAGUAUCUUUUCUCAUCCAGUGCCCGUUUCAGAAGCACAGCAGUCAGGUUCCAUUAAGCCUGCUAGUGUCUCAAGGCAAUAUGGUGGAGAAUUUCCUAAACAACGCAAUGGAACUGGAACUUAUUUCCCAAAUCCAAACGUUCUCAGAGAUCCCCCCCAAUAUUCUACCCCCAGACAGUAUCAAGGAGACUCCAAACAUGACAGGAAUGAGCACCAUGGGGAGAGGGAAGCAAAUUGGAAUUCCAGCUCGAAGCCACGAUUUUCUGGUCGUGCUCAACCUCGAUACCGAAAUGACAAGACAGUCUCAAAGAUAGACCGGUCAGUUACUAGCUAUUCCCAAACUGAUAGACCUUGUGAUACCUUCCGGAAAAAUUCAUAUCAGUUGUAUCGCUUCCCAAAAGAUCCAGCUACUUCAAAAUCUACAUGGAAUGGCUGUUAUGAUACUGAUUAUUCGGUGUAUCAGACGUGUUCUGAAUACCAUAAUGAGGUUUCUCAAUCUGGAGAUGGCCGUCCCCCCUUUGUUAUGCUAUAUCCUUAUCCUCAGACCAUUGCUUAUGAUUCCCAGAUUGAACGUCAGUUUGGUUCUGCUAGACGAGAGCAAAUUGUAGGAACAGAAGAGGUACAAGAGCAACUGCAAAAUUAUGAGGGAGAUACAGGACCUCCUUCACCAGACUAUGCAUCUCCCCCAGGGUUCCCGCGAGCUGACGGACUUUAAAUUUUUGGCCUGAAUAUUGAGGCAAACACAUGGGUUCUCUUGCUUUGGGCAUCUCUUAUGCCAGUUAAAAGCAUAUUUUGGAGACCUGCAUCCACAGCCUUUUGCGCCAAACAUACUAAGAAGAUCUUGGAUGUUAGUUGCAGUUCCUGCGUAUUCCAUCAGAGGGCCAAUCUCUACUUGAGCUUUUUGCACCUAAGUUGCUUGAAAAAGAGCGUCUCUGAUCAACAUUGAUGGAGGGAUCGAUUUGGACAUAAUUGAUGUAUCAUCAUUUUGUGUUUCCCCCGAGGAUUCUUCUGAACUGAAAAAUUCAGGAGUCGGGUGUCUGGUCUCAAAUUCGAGGAGCUCCCAUGAGUUCCGUCCUAGUAUAGAACAAGGCGUUCGGGAGAAACAUGAUUCAAUUGGUAAUCGAAGUGUUGUUUGCCUAUUGAAAUGGGCUACUUCCAGCUGUAAUUUUAUGUAAUCUCUAAGCCACCAUUGUAAUGAAAGUUGCUCCAAUAAGAGCUUUCAGCUA